This is a messenger RNA of Racocetra persica, 253 nucleotides long. Lineage: Eukaryota; Fungi; Glomeromycota; Glomeromycetes; Diversisporales; Gigasporaceae. The record is from the annotation of a GenBank genome assembly.
AUGUGUAAUCCUCGUAAUGUUGAUUAUUACGCUGAUUUGAAAUUAAAUUAUUUUAGACAAGAAGAUUACAAAGAAUUUAUGUAUUCUUUAAAUGCAACUCACAUAAUCAAAUGGGCUUUGAUUAAAAUGUUUCUAAGAACGUGUAGGGAUCUUGAAUCUUUAUCUAUUGAAGGAAUUCUUCCCGACAGUUUAUUAGAUAUAAUUUGUAGAUUCACUACUGUUACCAACUUGAAAAUUGCUUAUAAUUCCUUGA